CCCGGCGCCAAAUUUUUAUUUUAUUUUUCGUGUUGCAACCAAGCUCCGUCCGUAAUCUUAUUCUCCCUUCUCAAUUUGCGCAAUAUUCAGCCCUCCUUUUCCUUUGUUUUUCCUUUCCCAUAUCAGCUCUUUGGCAGGGUAUUGCAAGUACAAGUAAAACAGCAUGUCUGACACGGUAGAGGGUCUGUUUGACGACUCGGACGACGGGCAGUACUCGGACGACAACCAGGCGAGGCUGGGCACGCGUCGCAAGAACCAGGACUAUUCGGACGAAAGCGACAAUGGACACGGCUACCACGAUGACGAAGAGGACGACUAUGGGUACUCUGAGGCGAAAUCGAGCAAACCCAAGAAAAAGCGCCAGAGAACGAACAACUUCCUUGAUAUCGAGGCCAGUGUGGAAACAGAUGAGGAUGAAGAUGACGACGAUGGCGCCGAGCUCGGCGACUUCAUUGAGGAUAACGAGGCCGAGUUGGCGUCGGCUGAGAAGGACGCUUUGCGGCAUCGCAGCUCGAUGCGGCCUGCCGUGUUCCAGGACGAUGACGUGAUGGACGCCGAUGCGAUGGAGGCGCGCUUGCGCGAGCGGUACAGCGGCUAUGCAACUUCGUCGCGGCGUGAAGCCCCACCAGUCGAGUCCGACUGGAUGCCGCAGCGGUUGCUGCUUCCUGGAAUCAACGACCCACAUCUGUGGAUGGCGCGGUGUAUCCCCGGUAAGGAGCGCGAUGCGCUGUUUGCAGCAGCACGACGCAUUUUCAACUGGCGGCUCUCGAAGGGCAUCCCCGGUGUGCAGGCGUGGAAGCUGACGCUGGUGCCCAUUGACGACAUGGUGGAUGUUGUCAGGGUCAAGUCGCAUGCGCCCAAGAUCAACCCGUCGUCGUGGGUGCGUGUGCGUCGUGGAAACUACGCAGGCGAUCUGGCCCAGGUUGUGUCGGUGCUGGAGUCAUCCGACAGCGUUGAGGUGCGGCUUAUCCCACGUCUUGACUAUGAUGCCGAAGCACGCAGCUCGCGCAGCGGCGUCCGGCCUCCUCAGCGUCUCGACCCGCGUGGCCUAUCGUCCCGGCAAAACGAGAUUCUGUGGAGAAAUGACCGCUUCAUUAACGGCUAUCUGCACAAGGACAUGCGGCUCACCUCGCUGCAGGUAGAAAAUGUGCAGCCUACGCUCGAGGAGAUUGCCAGAUUCGCCGCUGGCGAAGCUGAUGACGGUGACGAGCAGGCUGCCAUUGCUGCGCUUGCCAGCCAGGCUGCUGCGGCUAGCACGAUGGAUGGCGCGCGGGACCUUUUGCCUGGAGAGCAGGUCGAGGUUGUGGAGGGCGAUUUGGCCGGGGUUGUUGGUGUGGUUCGUGGCAUUGAAGGCGACGACACUGUCAAGAUCGUUCCUGAGCUCGGCGGGCUGAUGCGCAACGGUCGGGCCAGCGUCAUGAGCUUCCCGGCGCGCCAGCUGCGCAAGCGCUUCCGUGCCGGUGACCACUAUGCUGUGGUCACUAUGUAUGCCGAUGAUUUGCGUAUCUCAAGCGAUAUUGGCAGCAGUACGGGCGGCAACAAGCAAGGCGCAAUGGUGGGACUCGACGUGCAUGACCUUGUGUUCCUUGAGGGCAACACUGUCGGAGUAGUUCUCAAGGUCGACCGCGACACGUUGACCAUUCUUGACGAGCGCAACGACACGCGUACUGUUGGCCAGCAGUCGGUCCGGCCGGCCCGCAGCGGGUUCGAGCGCACGGGUGUUGAUUUUAACGGGAAUCCGAUGAGGCGCGGCGAUGUGGGCACAGUGCUUCAGAUCACCCGGUUUGUGACAUUUGUGCUGGCUCGCGACCAGGCCAGCUCUGGUGGCGUAUUCACUGUGCGCACACGCCAGCUUGAGGCUCUGGAUCCGUAUGCAACUCGUAACAACCGCUCCAGCAACGAUCGUGGCCGUGGCCGGGGUGGAUCCCGUGGUGGGCGCGUCGGCAAUCUUCGUGGCGGUCGCGACCCGCUCAUUGGGAAGAACGUUACAGCCAACCGUGGGCCCUACAAGGGCUACAUGGGUAUUGUCAAGGAUGCCACUGACAUGAUGUGCCGCGUUGAGCUGCACACUAACGCACGCAUCGUCAAUAUCGAGAAGGAGAAGCUGGUUGUCAAACUGCCAUCUGGAGAGGCUAUCCCAGCGCUCGAGUUCAAUAAUGCGCCGAUGGGCGGCGGCGGCAGCGGCGGCGGAUACAGAGGUACCAGUGGUAGCGGCUCUAACGGCGGCGGAUACAGAUCUGGCGGAGCCUCCUCUGGCAAUGAUGCUGGCGGCUGGGGCGCUCCCCCGCGUAGCACCUACAGCGAUACGCGCCAGACACCUGUGGCCACACCCGGCAGCAGCACCUACGGCUCAUGGGACACUGGUGCCACUAACAGCUCGGCGGCUGGGGGGAGCGGGGGCUGGGGUGCUGCCAGUACGCCUAGCGGAAAUUCUGGGUGGAACGUCGGCAGUACGCCGAGCGGGAAUGGUGGUUGGGAUGCUGCUGCCAGCACGCCCAGUGGCAAUUCUGGCUGGGACGCUGCGCCGACGCCUGCUGCCAGCAAGUGGAAUACUGAUGCAACGCCAAGUGGUAGCUGGGGCACACCUGCGCCCGCCACACCGGGUGGAAUCCCUCAGACCCCAGGCGGGCCCUUCCCACAGACCCCUGGCGCCGGGACUCCUGCGUCACGCUCGUACUACGAUGCCCCAACCCCUGCUGCUUCUGGCAGCGUGAAUGCCAACCAGGACGGCGGGUUCUUUAGUUGGGCCACUGCGGGCGCUGUGGUGCAGCUGCUGGGCCAGCGCGGCACAGUUGUUGAUGUGUCAUCUGAGCGCCACACUGCCACCAUCAAGCUUGAGACAGGCGUCAUGCAGAGCAUUGACCAGACCAGCGCUGCGCACUUUAACCCGCGGCCCUCGCGCCCGCAGAAAGGCGAUCGCGUCAUUGUCAUGCGCGGAGCACAUAAGGGCUCUGUUGGCAAGAUGGUCGGCAAGGAUGGUAACGACGGGUUCUUCCAGCAAGACGGCGCUGAAAGCUGGAUCGUCGAACCGCAGCGUAACAUGGUGCCCUACAACCACGACUACUAAACAAAAGUUUUUGCUUUACUCUUUCUAUCCGUUUUUCAUCCUCUACCAGAGUACAUUUCUAACUUUUUAAACUCAGUGAUGGUAAACUCCAUACAUAAACCAAGGCACGUAUUCCUAAUAAAUGCAGGUCGAUGGCAAUGUACUUCAUCGUUGCCACAUAUAUCGACACAAAGCUGACUAGGU
Molecule: messenger RNA, 3250 nt
Organism: Linderina pennispora
Lineage: Eukaryota; Fungi; Kickxellomycota; Kickxellomycetes; Kickxellales; Kickxellaceae
Exons: 9
Coding region: 164-3067 (967 amino acids)
Biological process (GO): transcription elongation by RNA polymerase II; regulation of DNA-templated transcription elongation; regulation of transcription by RNA polymerase II
Cellular component (GO): DSIF complex
Molecular function (GO): mRNA binding
Source: RefSeq, a predicted model, not a curated record